Messenger RNA from Corythoichthys intestinalis (scribbled pipefish), 547 nucleotides. Its product is annotated as ADP-ribosylation factor-like protein 8. Gene Ontology annotation, biological process: anterograde axonal transport. Lineage: Eukaryota; Metazoa; Chordata; Actinopteri; Syngnathiformes; Syngnathidae. The record is from RefSeq and is a predicted model, not a curated record. The coding region runs from base 82 to 417 and encodes 111 amino acids. The transcript has 2 exons. Gene Ontology annotation, cellular component: lysosomal membrane.
CUCACUCCCCUUCAGAGCUGGAAAAGCCCAACCAAUCAUCUGACAGGGAGGGAAGAGGCGAAGCACCACCGACUUCCCAAGAUGCUGGCACUAAUAAACCGGCUUUUAGACUGGUUCAAGUCUUUAUUUUGGAAGGAAGAGAUGGAGCUGACCCUGGUCGGCCUCCAGUAUUCGGGAAAAACGACGUUCGUCAACGUAAUUGCCUCUGACGAAACCCUAAUUGGAGUGAUGGUUGAUGAGAUGAAGAGGCUGCUGAGGAAGCUGAUGUCCAAAUUUGUGCAAAUGGAUGUGAUCAGGAAAGCUGAGGAUAUCCUAGAUGUUGAUUACAGGAACAAGGAGAACUGGCAUGACACAGGCAACACAGCAGUAUCACAUGAUGCCAGACAAUACAUGGAGCAAGUUGAAGACUAUCUCUGAUGCCACCAAAAAGAGGUUCUUUGACAGUGUAGUUAAUUUUUACACAAGUGUUGUGACCAAAAUAAACUUGAAAAAAAAUGGUUGCAUUUUGUCUUAGCGAUUGUCGCGCGCGCGUGCGUCAUCGGGGUUG